Molecule: messenger RNA, 6524 nt
Organism: Dreissena polymorpha
Lineage: Eukaryota; Metazoa; Mollusca; Bivalvia; Myida; Dreissenidae
Exons: 7
Coding region: 591-1397 (268 amino acids)
Source: RefSeq, a predicted model, not a curated record
AUUUCUUUUCUGUUUUCAUAUUUUAUUUUACAGAUAUACAGAACAUAAACGGCUAAGGAAUUUAUACGUUUAAUAAGUAUAAUGUAAUGUUUAUCAUAUUUUGUUCCUAACUCGGUCAGGUGUAGCUUUAUUAAAGUGAAAUAAUUGGUAAAAUGGAUAUUCGUUUCGAAAUACGCGCUUGGAGACAAAAAGAAACUAUAAAGAAGAUUAUUAAUAAAAAUGAUAAAUACAAACAUUCAUUUCAUUUGGAAUUCGUGUGGUUCUGGCUUCUGAAGCUACGUUACGUCAUAUAUCAAAACUGGAAUGACAUAUUAAGUAAAUAAUAUUUGAACGAUUGAGAUUUAAAGGAAGAAAAUGUCAGUUUUGUGAAUAUCAACGCUAUAAUGCUUUAUACAUUUAGUCGACAUUAUAUUUAUCAAUUUGACUCAUUAUUAUAAAAAAAAAAAGAAAAAAGAAAGCAUAGGAAAAAAAGCAUUUUUCUCGAACUUUUAAUUUUAGACGUUGCAAGUUUGUGUGUUGUUAACCAAAAUUAAGAUUCACCGCGCAAACGCGAAGAGACAACCGGAAAUGGAUAACACACAUCCGUUAAAAUGGAGGACAACUCCGAGGAGGAUCCUGUUUCAAGUCCUGGUUUACAUGAGGAUGACAGUAUUUCCUACGAAUCAGUCAACAGUGUGUCUUAUGGGAACAAUGAAGAUGAAGUAGUCAAUGAGGAGUUAGAUAACGCCACACUCGAUUCGCCCACUAGGUAUCUUAUGAGGGAAAGUCAUGAUUUCGAAUGUAUUCAAAACGAAAGUAUCGAACGCUUAUCAGAGUCAUCACAAAUAAAUGAUUCCGUACCGGAAGACUUUCAUCACGUUGAAAGCUUUUCUGGCAGUUCUUUCGAAUUGGUUGAAAUUGAAGAGUCUCGCCAUGUGUUUCCAGUACAAAAUAGCAUUCUUGAUGAGAUUCUCUCUUCCCAAAUAAGUGUAAAUGUCGCACAUUGCAUAGAGGAGUUGGGAGCAUCUGCGUUGCAGAAUGAAUCAUCUAAUGCUUUCCUUGAUUUCGACUCCCUUACAAAUGACAUUAUUGACGACUCUCGCGACGAGACUAUAUUACAAUACAGUGAAUCGCAAAAUCAUCAAACUACCGAUGAAACCAGCACUGCUUCUGUGGCCUCAAGUGACACACAAAAUAGAGCUGAACAUAACACACAUUUUUCCAUCGGAGCUUUACCUGUAUCGUUUUCUUCUAACGAUUCUGAUAAUGUAGCUAUUGUUCCAUCACAAAAUGCGGCCAUACAAGCAACGAAUUCCAUAGAAGAGGAGCAAAUUACGUACGCUUUUGGAGCAACAGUUCAUUUGGAUGUCGUUGACGCAUUUGACCUUCCUAUGCCAAACUUGCCGUACCCAAGCUAACAUUAAUGAAUCUUCUAUUCGAGAUGUUAUCUGCUACAUAUGACCUUACUGAAACACUACAACUACCGGGUACCUUGCAAAACCACUACAACUACCGGGUACCUUACAGAACCUCUACAACUACAGGGUGCCUUACAGAACCACUACAACUACCGGGUAUCUUAGAGAACCACUACAACUAACGUGUACCUUACAGAACAACUAUAACUACCGGAUACCUUACAUUUCCACUACAACUACCGGGUGCCUUACAAAACCACUGCAACUAAAGGGUACCUUACAAAACCACUACAACUACUGGGUACCUUACAGAUCCACUACUAAUACAGUGUGCCUUACAGAACCACUACAACUACAAAUAUAAAAAUUUCAAAUAACUUUCAGAACCUCUACAACUACAGGUUGCCUUACAAAACCACUGCAACUAAAGGGUUCCUCAGAAACCAAUAAAACUACCGGAUUCCUUACAGAACCACUACAACUUCCGGAUACCUUACAGAGCCAAUACAACUACCGGGUACCUUACAAAACCACUACAUCUACUGGGUACCUUACAGAAGCACUACAACUACCGGGCACCUUACAGAUCCAUUACAACUACCGGUUACAUUAAAAAACCACAACAACUACCGGGUACCUUUCAGAACCAAAGCAACUACCGGGUACCUUACAGAUCUAUUACAAAUACCGGGUGCCUUACCGAGCCACUACAACUACCGGAUACCUUACAGAACCACUAGACUUACCGGGAACCUUACAGAUCCACUACAACUACCGGAUGCCUUACAGAACCACUAAAACUACCGGAUAACUGAUCGAUCCAUUACAACUAUCGAGUACCUAACAAAACCACUGCAACGAACGGGAACUUUACAGAACCACUAUAACUACCGCGUACCUUACAGAACCACUACAACUACCGGGUACCUUACAAAAUCACUACAUCUACUGGGUACCUUACAGAACCCAUACAACUACAGGUUGCCAUACAAAAACACAGAAACUACCAGGCACCUUACACAACCUUUACAACUACCGGGUACCUUACAGAUCCACUACAACUACAAGGUACCUCUCAGGCCAUCUACAACUAAUGGGUUCCUUACAAAACCACUACAACUAACGGGUACCUUACAUAACAAUUACAACUACCGGGUGCCUUUCAGAACCACUACAACUACCGGGUACCUUACAGAACCAUUACAACAACCGGGUAGCUAACAUAACCACUACAACUACCGGGUACCUUACAGAACCACUAGAACUACCGGUUACCUUACAUAACCACACAAAUAAUGUGUAUCGUACGGAACAACUGCAUCUACUGGGUACCUUACAGAACCACUACAACUACAGGGUGCCUUACAGAACCACAAAAACUACCGAAUGCCUUACAGAACCACUGCAACUACCUUUUGCCUUACAAAACCACUACAACUACCGGGUAUCUUACAGAACCACUUCAACUACCAGGUACCUUACAGAACCACUACAACUAUCGGACACCUUACAGAUUCACUACAACCGCCGGGUACCUAACUGAACCACUACAAUUACCGGGUACCUUACCAAACCACUACAGCUACCGUGUACGUUACAUAUCCACUACAACUACCGGUUAAAUAACAGAACCACACAACUACCGGGUACCUUACAUAACCAUAACAACUGCCGGGUGCCAUACAGAACUACUACAACUACUGGGUGCCAUGCUGAACCACUACAACCACCUGGUACUUUGCAAAACCACUACAGCUUCCGGUUACGUUACUAAUCCAUUACAACUACUGGGUACCUAACAAAACUACUUAAACUACCGGGACCUUACAGAACAACUACCGGGUUCAUUACAGAUCCACUACAAGUUCAGGGUACCUAACAUAACAACUACAACAACCGGGUUCCUUACAGAUCCACUACAACUACCGUGUAUCUUACAGAACCACUACAGCUACCGGCUACCUUACAGAACCACUACAACUACCGGGUACCUUACAGAACCACUACAACUGCCGGGAACAAUACAGAACCACUACAACUACCGUGUACCGUACAGAACCACUACAACUACCGGGUACCUUACAGAACCACUUCAACUACCGGGUACCUUACAGAACCACUACAACUGCCGGGUACCUUACAGAACCACUACAACUACCGGGUCCAUUACAGAACCACUAACACUACCAGGUGCCUUACAGAGCCACUAAAACUACCCGGAAUAUCACUUAACCACUCCAACUACCGGGUACCAUACAGAUGCACCACAACAACCGGGUACUUUACAGUACCACUACAACUACCGGGUAUCUUAAGGAACCACUGCAACUAUCUUGUACAUUACAGAACCACUACAACUACCGGAUACCUUACAGAUCCACUACAACUACUUGGUGCCUUACAAAACCACUGCAACUAAAGGGUACCUUACAGAGCCACUACAACAACAGGGUACCUUACAAAACCACUACAACUAAACUAAAAGGUACCUUACAUAACCAUUACAACUACCGGGUGCCUUUCAGAACCACUACAACUAUCGGAUACCUUACAGAACCAUUACAACUACAGGUUUCCAUACAAAAACACUGAAACUAACGGGCACCUUACAAAACCAUGGCAACAACCGGGUGCCUUACAGAACCACGACAACUACUGGGUACCUUUCAGGCCAUCUACAACUACAGGUUUCCUUACAAAACCACUACAGCUAACGGGUACCUUACAUAAACAUUACAACAACCGGGUGCCUUUCAGAACCACUACAACUAUUGGGUACCUUACAGAACCACCACAACUACUGGGUGCCUUACAAAACCACUUAAACUACCUGUUACCUUAAAAAUACAUUACAACUACCGGGUACCUUACAGAACCGCUACAACUACCGGGUGCUGUACAAAACCAUUAAACUACCUGUUACCUUACAAAUCCAUUACAACUACCGGGUACCUUACAGAUCCACUACAACUACCGGGUUCCUUACAAAACCACUACAACAACCUGGAACCUUACAGAACUUCUACAACUCCCGGUUGGCUUACAGACAGAACCACUACAACUACCGGAUGCCUAUCAAAACCAUUACAACUACCGGGUACCUUACAGAUACACUACAACUACCGGGUACCUAACAGAACAAAUACUACUACCGGGUUCCUUACAGAACCACUUCAACAACCGGGUACCUUACAGAACUACUACAAUUCCCGGUUACUUUACAGACAGAACCACUACAAUUAUCGGGUGCCUUACAGAACAAAUACAACUACAAGGUACCUAACAAAACCACUACAACUACCGGGUACCAUACAGAUGCACAACAACAACCGGGUAGCUUACAGAACCACUACAACUACACGGUACCUUACCAUACCACUACAACUUCCGGGUACCUUACAGAACCAGUACAACUACCGGGUACCUUACUUAACCACUUCAACUACCGGGUACCGUGCAGAUCCACUACAACUACCGGGUACCUUACAGAUACACUACAACUACCGGGUACCUUAAAGAACUACUACAACUACCGGUUGCCUUACAGAACCACUACAACUUCCGGGUACCUUACAGAACCACUACAACUACCGGGUACCUUAAAAGAACGACUACAACUACCGGCUACCUCACAGAUCCACUACAACUACCGGGUACCUUACAGAACCACUACAACUACCGGUUGCCUUACAGAACCACUGCUACUACCGGAUAUGAUCAUCUAACGUUUGUAUACAGAAAUUUUAUUUUAUUUACUUAUUGCUUUAUUUUUCACAUUUGGAUGCAUUUUAAAUCGUUAAACAAAAACUUCUUCCACGGGCAUGUUAUGUAACAAUAACGGCCUAAACUUAAAGCUUGUCGGCAGUGUAUAACCAAUCCAAUAUAAUUAUUUCAGCGAAUUACAUGACGUUUUUAUUACAGUAUGUUAUUAUUUUUCCACGAAAAAACAUAAAAACAAUGUUCCCUCGAAUCGACAAAAGCCUGGAUAUUCCGUUAAUCUUUGCGAGUACGAAACGUAGGGUUUUGUUUACUAUGUGUACAACAAUAACAUUAUCGUCUACACGGAGUUGCAUGAAUCUGUAUUUAUAUGUUUGAUCGGUUUUGAAAUGUACCCAUUUCAUAGCAUUUUUUCUGUAAUCUGUUCAUACGCCAAUGGUUAUUUUUCCUGCUGAAGUUUUCUUGGUAAAUAUAAACUGUUUUAUAUAUAUAUAAGGGAGGCAAAUCGUUGCAAUCCUUAAAUAUUAUUUUCUUAUCGUGAAGCCGUCAUGACUGCACGCAUCGGAGGGAUUUAAUGUUAUACGUAGACUUAUAUCGCAAAAUUAAAAUCAACAUUUCCAAAAUUAUAAUGUGUUAUAUUUAAAAUGUAAUAUCGUUAUGUGCAGACAGAAUGUCUAACAAGAUUUUCGAAACGCGCACUUGUUAAAAGCCUGCGUGUCUUAUCGAUUGACGAAAUGUGUGACACGAUUUAACGUUCAUCAGACAAUGUCCCUGACAUGUUCUUCCUAGGUUUAUCUGAGUCUGUUAAACUGGCUUAAAUGCAGUAGAAAUUAAGCUUUAUUACAAAUCGUCUCUUCUCGUGAAUAGUGAGGACAUAUUUAACACAUUGAUCGCAAUAGUUGAGCAAAUGAAUCUUGAUUGUUAAUAUAGAACAAAUGUGUUUAAUUGUGUAUGUUCAAAAGUAAUAAUGGUGGCAUUUUGGCUCUGCCAAAAUGGUUAUACAUGCAUUCUGUUACUGAAUAUUAUUUAAAAAAAACUUGAGGGUGGAUUGCUUAUAGUUAAUUUAUUUGAAAAUAUUAAAUAGGCAUUUUUUUGUGUAUGAGUUAUGUGCAAUAUUGUGCUUGCUUUAAACAUAGGUUCUCAUUUUGAUAUUAAAAUAUCUCUCCUUAAAGUUUCUCUGUGUAAGAAUGUAUAGUAUGUGUUAUGUAUUAAGUGAUUUCUCUUUGACCAUGAACAUGAUAUUAUGUAUUGACGUGUGUUGCAAAGACAAUUCGUAGACGAGUAGAUAGUAAGUGAUAUUUUACACAAUGGCAUGUUUUGUCGUAUUCAAACGUUAUGGCAAAUACGUAUGUGUUCAUUUAUUUAUAUUAUAGUAUUUAUAUUAAAUGUUUUUAGUUUAAGGUACGUUUA